This is a messenger RNA of Contarinia nasturtii (swede midge), 3023 nucleotides long. RefSeq lists its product as uncharacterized. The record is from RefSeq and is a predicted model, not a curated record. Lineage: Eukaryota; Metazoa; Arthropoda; Insecta; Diptera; Cecidomyiidae. The transcript has 6 exons. The coding region runs from base 122 to 2662 and encodes 846 amino acids.
UACCCAUUUUGUGAACUUCGUGUAAAAUUGCUUUAAAUUGCUGUGCAAAUACCGUUUAAUUCGUGUGUUAUCCAUUAGUUUUGUGAAUUUAGCUGUAAUUGAUUUCAAUGGCAUUGUUUUGAUGAGUGUUUUCAAAGUUAAAAUGGAAGCAUCUAAUUGGCACGAUGAACUGAACAAAUUGGCUGGAGCCAUUGAACCACAAACCAUUGCAUCUUUGCAACGAAUCAAUAACAAUGGCAUGCCAUUUGAUGACCGAUUCAAGCAGCAGUUUUUGAAUUUCAUCAGUGAAAGGAUGAGUCAAACGUACGAUCGUCUUCGAAGCCAACAGUCGGAUCAGUGCCAAGAGACAAAACAGAUUGAAGAUUGUACAGUGCCGGAGACAGUUCAUCAUCAACCAUCGUUGGAUUGUACACGUUCCACGAUUACAAACGACGUCAUUUCAUUCACCGUUCAGUUAGAUUCGGAACGUCCAGGGGUUCAGAGCACAGAAGUUACGCUGGUACCGUCGACAUGUGGAGUACAAACACCGAAUACCAGUCAAUUGCAGUCCGACGUGAAACCAGUCAUCGAUUCGAAUGAGAACCAUCUCAUUGAAAUAUCGCAAGAUCAGUGCGAUGUCCGAAUGCCUGAAUUUCUCAUGAAUUUUGACUCACAAAAGAGUGUAGACACAGCAUCACUAAAAAGGAAAUGGUCGACUGGUGAUGAAAGUCAGCGGAACGAUGAAGUAAUUAAAAGACUCAAGAAGGACAGUGUCAAUAAUGUAGUUGAUCAUGAUCUCAUCGUCAGUGAGAUGAAAGCUAGCUGUUCACGAAGCAUCGAUGCAACCAUGUGCCAAUCGUUGGUGCAAGAAGUACCCAAAGAGGCCAAAAAUGGUAUCAACACUAUUGGUACAUUGGAACAGAGCAUAAGCAAAAAGGGUGCUGAAUCCGAUAAUGUUGAAAAAUUAACAAAUUCAAUGGAAUUGAGUGGAUCCAAGGUUAACAAUUUCAAUGAAAUAGUAAUCGACUGUGCACAAAGCUCAGGGGCUUCAAUAAUUCACACAGAGGUUGAACAGUUCAAAGGAAACGAUGGUAUCACCAGUGAUGAACUGAAUCGCACCACUGUCGAAGAAAUGAUAUUUAGCUGUGCACUAUGCCCAUACCAAGCCACCGAGUACAAACCCUCUGUCGAAGCAUUGUAUCCACAUUGGUUGUCUGUGCAUUCAUCGGAGCCGUUCCAAUAUCACGUGCAUAUUACGAUGCGUUGUAUCUACUGUGAUCAUGCUGCCCCAUACCACCAAUUGGUCGACCAUCACCGUAAACAGCAUUCCGGCCACCCCUUCGUCGUGGUCAAUCUACACAACAAUUUCAAAUGUGGCUUAUGUACAUCGCCAACAUUCGAAACAAAAUCCGAGCUAAUCGCGCACUUCAACAACACUCAUGAAUCCUAUUUACAAGCAAGUCCAUUGAAUCCAAUCAUAUUGGAUGAUAAAACACUUCUAAAAUUAUUGUCGCAAAAUGCGAAUCGAUAUCGUUGCCUGAACUGUGAUCGCAUCUUCGAGUCCCUCGUUGAAAUUGCAUUCCACCAUACAAUCGAUCAUGCGGACACCGAAAUAUCCAUGGAACCGAUCAUCAAAAGUCUUGAACCGCAAAUGAUCUGUGAUUAUUGUCACAUGAAAAUUGUCGACCGUGAAAAGUACUUAAAUCACAUCGAAGAACACGAAUACCGGUUCGACUGUGGAAAAUGCAAUUUUAAAACGGGCAAAUUGAUCGAAGUGGUGAUGCAUGAUAAGCAGCAACAUCGUAACAGUUCAUUAAACUACCGUUGCUUGGAAUUUUGUGAGAUGUUGAAGCGACAUUUUUCCAACACACGAGUCGUGUUCGAGAAUGGGCUGGUUCUAUUCAAUCACAAUUUGAUCAAUACAAAUUAUGGUGGCAUAAAAAUUCUUAUCGAUAUUUUCUGUGAGGAUUUGAUGAAAAUUAUCAAACAAAAAUAUAAAGCCGAACAUGAAUCCGGCGAAUUAAAUUCGGUGAACAUUACUGUGGAACCGACACCGACCAUCGGCACUCCGGCAGUAAAUCCAAUUCCAAAUGUUAAACGGCCAACUAUUUCGACGCGAUCAUUGAAUAUGAGAGCAUUACGUGCACAAAAUCGUCUUAUUAAUAAUUUGUGCAUUUAUGGCAUUCCGUAUUUUAACAAUGAAAAUAAAGAGGCCAUAUUUUUAAGCUUGUGUUGGAAAUUACAGGUGAACAUAUUUCCACGGGACAUUGUGAAAAUCACGCGGAGCCCAGGUAAAAAUGCACCACUCAUCGUUGAGCUCAAGAAGUUUUGUAUGAAAGAGCGCAUUUUACAGAGUGCCUAUAUGCAACAAUUGUGGUCAUCGGACUUGAUUCAUUUACCUUUUGGAGUAGCACCGAUACGAGUUUUUAUCAACAUUCAUACAACAAAAGUGUACGGCCAUAUGGCGAAAAUUGCACGGAAUGCCAUGAAAAAUAAUACGCUACACACAUUUUGGAUUACGAAAUUUGGAUUUUUGGUUAAACGAACCGUGAACAGCAAAGAUAAAAUCGUGUUGUCAACCGAUGAACUGGUUAGUUACAUCAAUCAACGCAAACAACCGACUAUCAAUCGCAACAAACCAUUUUAUCGACCAAUUGAAUGGGUACCGAAAUCAACGAUUUAGUGGCGGGAACAUCAAAAAUAGAUAAUCUAAUUUUAUCUCGGUUAAGAAAAUAAAGAGGACUGGAGAUUAGAGCAGAGAUAUAGCCGCAACAUUUUUACUUGCAUAAAAAAAAUACCAAGGGAGAUUCAACUAAAAAUUUAAAGAUAAAAUUGUUUGUUUUUUUUCAGUCUCAAAAAGAAGAAAACCCGUUAUCUCAACUCGAAACAAAUUGUGAUAAAUCUAAACACAUUUUUUAAUCAUGUAAUAAAUAUUUAAUCAUUCAAGCCUUGAACUACAAGGCAUUUAUGCUUAUAAGCAUAUAUUUGUGAAAAUAUCUUCAAUUAUGAAAUACAAUAAAAACCACAAAUCUAUUGAAAAUAUC